AAACCCUUUGUUUGCCUUUGCUGAUAAGCCCAAGCCACGCUAUCCCAGAACUCUGAUUUUUUUCAGUGUGGAAGGUCUUUGUUACGUUUAAAGUGAACACAAAUAUUUAAAUUUAAUUAAAAUGUAUGUGUGCGUUUAUUGCCCGGACGACCAAACCCUUUCUGUUCUCGGUCGGAACAGUAAGAGACUAGAAUUCAAGGGUGAGCUGAAGGAGAAAGAAGAAGUGAAAAUGACAUGGGGAAAGAACGAUUACAGAGGAUUCAUUGUUAAAUAUGACGAUGAUGAAGACAAGCUUACAGCAUAUGCAAAUGCUGCAAAUUCAAAAAUUUUAAAAAAAAUGACACAGGAGGACAGUAUAGAAGAUAUGAUUGACAGACUUACAGAAUUUGAGGCAAGCAGGGCAUUGCUACCAAAAAGAAAGCCUGUAACUACUGAAAAGGUUGCUUUAAGUAAAAAGCAGGAAGAGGAGUUUAGCCCCAAGAAGAAAAAAAAGCAAUCAUCAUCUGACAGUGGAAAAUCUGUAUUGAAGAAAACAAAAGUGAAGCAGGUUAAAACUGACAGCAAGGUACAAAAAGAAAUUACAGAGACCGUAAAAAGUGUUGCUGAAAGUGCAUUGCUCAUGCAAUUUCCAGCAGAAAAUACAGCUGAUAGUAAUGAAGAAAAUGAGUCAUCAAAUACACGAGCAAUGCAAUUUCCAGCAGAAAAUACAGCUGAUAGUAAUGAAGAAAAUGAGUCAUCAAAUACAAAAAGUGAGACCUGGGAACGAAAAACCAGACAGAAGUUAGAUUUUUCACAGAGAGAGACAAUUAGCCAGGGUCAGUCUGACACGUCAUUGACAAAGACGUGGGCUUUGUGCACUGGAAAUAAUAAUCCACCAAAUCCACCAGCAGAUAUCUUAAAUUUUUUCAAAGCCUUGGGGAAACCAGAUGUUCAGUCAUACAUAAGUGCAUUUCUGCAGUUCUAUGAUACUUCAGAAGCUAAUACAUCAGAGGAACAACAUGAAAAUGUGUGGACUGAAGAGUUGUCUUAUGUCCAGAUGCUGCCUCCUUUACAGAAUAACCAAGGUUCAUUUGAAACACAGACUUCAGUAGCUACACAAGGUCAAACAAACAUGCAAUCAUUAGAAAAUCCACCUCAUUUAUCUACCACCCCUUUGCAAGACCAGUCAUAUACUGCCCACCAUGCACCAAAUGAGCAUCAAACACCACAAUCAGCAGCACAGCAGCAAUAUUCACACACUACAAUGGCUUCAAAUAUCAAAAGUCCCCAACAAGAAUUUCUUUGGACAUGCACUCCACCGUCUUCUGUACAUCAAAUGCAUCAGUCAACCACACUUUUACAAGAACAGCAGUCUCCAUCCUAUUUUCAAUUUCAAACACCUCACUCAUCAACACAACAGCAAUUAUUGAACAAUCAGCAACCAUCAACUGUAUACAGUUCUCCACAAUCUACAUCACUACAGUCACAAGUCUUACAUCAUCCACACCAAACAUUUAAUAAGACAUCAAGUGAAAGCCCACAACCUCAAAUGUUACAGUCUGAGGCAAGUUCGGAAGCAGCCCGAAGGUCCCCAAGGAAGCAUGCAACAGAUUUUGUUGCUGAAUCACCAGAUUUAAACGGAAAAGUACGACUCCUGGCAAAAUAUGACGUGAAGGUGAAUCAUAGGCUGCUUAGAAAGGCCACAAGAGCUGCCAGCAAUGCCAGUAUUGAAAAAGCAGGUUACAAAUUAGCAUCAAAACUGAUAUGCCUCCUGUUCAGUGAGCAAGAGCUUGCAGUUUCAUGUGGCCAAGGAAUGAGAGUGAAAAAAGGAGAUGUAAGACCAUCCUUGGACAGUGAAAGACUUGAAGUUUUGAGAGACUAUGUAAUCGCAUGGUGUAGAAAGAAUAACAAAGGGACGCCAAAGGACAGGGAUAUAAAUGAUGCCGUUACGGAACAGAUUAGCUAUGCCCGAAAGAAAUGUCGAACAUCUGCUAGUGCUGUACAUAAGAAAUGAAUACGUACAAGUGUUAAGUGAAAAAUGUGGACUUGUGUUGUAAAAAAAGUUACAUGACUUGAUACUGAUCUUGUGCCAAGUUAAUAUUUUUUUAAAGUCUCUGAGUAUAGUGGUCAUAAAUAUUAAUCUAUUAUAUGAUAACACAGGGUGUUUCACCACAAACUGACAUUCAGCAUUUUGAUUAAUUUCAAAUUAUAUAUAUUCUUCACUGGUUUAAAACUGAAUAUUGUGUCACAUUUAUUUAUGGCCUUUUUGCAUUUUAAGUAAUUUCAUUUUAAAUGAUAUGUGGACUAACCUUCAUUUUUAUAAUUACUUUAAUUAAUUCAACGUUCAUUAAUAUUACUGUUAGGACAUAGAUAUUUGCAUGCAUUAUGUAAAAUUGUAACAGAUGAUUCUUGGCAAAUUAAAAUUGUUUGACAUGUACAAAUUUUAUGUUUUUUGAAAUAAUGAUUUUAUUAAUUCUUAAAAAUGCUACAAGCAUUUUUAUUCAGACUGAAAGGCAGACUUUUUCCUGCUAAUUUUAUUGUCUUUUUCCUUCUAAUGAAAAGGUCUUAGGCGGAUUUUUUUCCUACUAACUUUAUGGAUUUUUCCGCCUAAUAAAAAGCCCUUAGGUGGAAAUUUUUCCUGCUAUGCAGGUUUUUACUAUGCUAACCAGAAUCCGCCUUACUAAGAGGAAAGAUUUUUCCGCCUAAUAAAAAGCCCUUAGGCGGAAAUUUUUCCUGCUAUGCAGGUUUUUACUAUGCUAACCAGAAUCCGCCUUACUAAGAGGAAAAAUUUGCAUAUUUCGAGCCCUAUUCUCCCUAAGUUCCUCCUAAGGCCAGAUUACGCUUUAUAGUACACCAAAGCGGAAACCGCUUAUAUACUGGAGGCGGAUUCCGUGUUAAUUCUGGGCGUACUUUUUCG
Ruditapes philippinarum (Manila clam) is the source of this 2896-nucleotide messenger RNA. RefSeq lists its product as uncharacterized. The record is from RefSeq and is a predicted model, not a curated record. The coding region runs from base 122 to 1993 and encodes 623 amino acids. The transcript has 6 exons. Gene Ontology annotation, molecular function: DNA binding. Lineage: Eukaryota; Metazoa; Mollusca; Bivalvia; Venerida; Veneridae.